Messenger RNA from Drosophila albomicans, 1532 nucleotides. RefSeq names its product tektin-2-like. Gene Ontology annotation, biological process: cilium assembly; cilium movement involved in cell motility. The record is from RefSeq and is a predicted model, not a curated record. Gene Ontology annotation, cellular component: microtubule cytoskeleton; nucleus. Bases 87 to 1388 code for a protein of 433 amino acids. NCBI's taxonomy places the organism in Eukaryota, Metazoa, Arthropoda, Insecta, Diptera, Drosophilidae. The transcript is spliced from 3 exons.
AAAACUACAAUUCAAAAACAGUCAAAGACACUAGUACAAAAUAAUACUAUCAUACAUAAACAAACUAACAAAACAUUUUUCAAAAAAUGUCUUUUCAUUUGGCGGUAUCCUUGGAAAAGCCAGUACAGCAUUUGGCAUUAAGUGACUGGCAGGCCCGAGUGGAUCGACUUCGAAAUGUGGCCAAUGCCCGUCGAGCUGAUGCAUUCACCAUGCGCAACACAUCUCGCAUGCUUCGCAAUGAAUCCCAAAUCGAGGGCGACUGGGCAAAUUAUCUAUCUAACGAGUCGCUGUCUAAUCGUAUUGCUGAACUGGAUAAAUGGCGUGAUCUAAUCGCCAAGGCAUUUGGGCGCCUUGAGUUGGAGAUUGAGGCAUUACGAGAGGAAAAGAAAGCUGCAGAGAGUGAGCUGGACUCCCAAAUACGUCCUUUGUCUGUAAUUAGCAAAGUUAUGUCUAUACGCGAUGGACGUGUAAUCCCAGAGAUAACUCAUGAUUCUCCGGAGACAGAAACGAAAAAUGAACUCUUCAUAUUGGAGAAUAAUCAGCGAUUGCUAGUCGAUCUUUGUCAAAAGGCAUGGGAGAAGUUGGUACGCCUUGAAGAGGUGCGCUUUAAGAUUAACCGAGAGCUUAAAGACAAACAGGAUACGGAGGAUACCGAAAGCGCAUUACUAGCAAUGAAUCGCAAUUCAACCAAUAUAUCCUACAAGCCAGAUCCGUUGCGUAAUCCCAGAGAGUGUUGUUCAUACGAGCAUUGGCUGGAGCAUGCGAAGAAUAUAAAGCAACUGGCCGAAAAUGAAUUGGCUGAGACAUCCGCUAUAAGGAAUGCAAUGAUUGUUUGUCGUCAGAAGUCACGUGAUCUAUUGGAAGCUCAACGUGCACGCACUGAAUAUACCUUUCGAAAGCGUAUUUUUUUGACGCAGCAGGCCAAGAAUGAGUUGGAAUGGCAACAACUUAAGUUGAGGGAGGAAAUUAAGAAUCUCACGUGCGAGAUUCAGUCGCUUGAAGACGCUUUACAGAGCAAGACUGGUUUGCUCAAGUUAGCGGAGACUCGUCUUGAGACGCGAGCAAUGCGUUGCGUUACUGAGUUGUGCUUGGAUGAACCACAUCAUUUGCUAUGCAAUGAGGUGGAGAAAUUACGUGAAAUUCAACGAUGUCUUAUGAACAAAAUUGAUGAUGCGAAGGCCAACUUGAAUCUUCUUUCGGAUCAUGCGAAAAAGGUUGACGACGACUUGGAGAAUAAGAAGCAAUCGCUCCAGACAGACUCUGAAGCUCUUCAGCUCCAUGAAACACUUAAUGAAGAAGAAUUCGCUGUUCUGAAGGAUCACAAUCCCUGUGAACAGACCGACCGUAAUGUAGAGCUAACACGUGUAGUUUUGGAUCCCCGCAAGUGAUUCGUUUCAUUGGAUGGAGAGUAAAAUAUGAAUGAAAGCGCUGCAGAUUUUAACAAAAGCAUUUUCACUUCAGUUUCUCACCAUAUUCACACUAAUAUUAUAUAUAGUAUUCUACAUAGAGAAAUAUAGCAUCUUUAAAAAUCA